Messenger RNA from Rubroshorea leprosula, 5046 nucleotides. Lineage: Eukaryota; Viridiplantae; Streptophyta; Magnoliopsida; Malvales; Dipterocarpaceae. The record is from the annotation of a GenBank genome assembly.
GUGUUUCUCUACGUCUGCACUUGCAUACAUAAUGGCUGAUCCCUAUUCCCUCAUCGUUAUUGAGGAGGCACUCUCUAGAUUCGCUUCACCGCUCGACAGAAGAACCGGACAACUCGAGAAUUUGAAGAAGGUGCUGGAGAAGCUGAAGGAUUCGCUCAAAUUGAUAGAACCCGUCCUAAAAAAUGCAGAUCAAAUGCAAAGUGAUGAAGCCACAAGGGAUUGGCUGCAGAGGCUCCAAGAUGCAGCUGAUGAUCUGCGGGAUCUGCUGGAUGAGGAUGCAUAUGGAGUUCACCGGCAGAAGGGUCAAUUCAAGAAACAGGUGUACAGUUUCCUUUUUCCCUCCAAAUCCAUGCUUAGCAAAAUUAAGGAGAUUAAUGUGUCUUUCGAUAGAAUUUUAGAAGAAUCAAAUUGUAUUAGACUGAUAAAUCACAACCAAAAUCGUGAAGCUCCUAGGCGAGAAGCUGAUGAGUCAUUUUAUAAUUUUGAAGUUUUGCAAAGGGAUGAUGAUGUCUCAAAAAUUGAAAGUUUGCUGGAUGAGUUGAGCCAGGAACAUCCCCUCUCUGGCCUUUCCAUGGUUGGCAUGCCAGGUGUUGGAAAGACAACAGUAGCUAGAUCAAUAUGUGUGAGGGCAAGGGAAAAGCACUCCUCCAAUCUGGUAGCCUUGGUGCCGGUACAUAAGGAUUUUAACGAAGAGAUGAUUUUAGGACAGAUGUUGGAAUCUCUUGAUAGCCAUGCUGGUGGAAUGACAAAUAUUGGUCCAAUACUUUAUCAUCUUAAACCAAAGUUACAAAGUAAAAAAAUUCUUCUCAUCCUUGAUGGUGUAUGGAAUGAAGAAGAUGCUCAGUGGUUGAAAGAGUUCAUCUCUUGUCUGCCACAAAGGUUCAGAACUGCUAGGAUCUCUGUUGUCAUCACAACUAGUAAUAAAGAGGUUGCUUCACUAAUGAUGGACCCAAUUCCUUGGCGCAAGUAUGAAUUGCAAAAGCUAUCAGAUGAAGACUGCUGGUUGAUAAUGGAGGAGAAUGUUCUCAGAUCGUCCAACAGAAUUUCAAUAGAAGAUCCACAGUUGGUGCUUACUGGAAAAGAUAUUGCAAAACAGUGUGGGGGUUUGCCAUUAGUUGCAGCUGUCUUUGGCGAACACUUGGGCACUCGUAUUGGGGUAAAUGAGUGCAAAUCAGAUAAAGAAGAAGAUGUUGGUAACAAGUACUUCAAUGAUUUGGUAUCCAAUUACUUAUUGGAAGACAUGGAUAUGGAUGAGUGUGGGAAUAUAAAGUUUUGCAAGAUGCAUGAUGAGGUGCAUAAUCUUGCAUUGCUUUCAGCCAAAUAUGAAACAUAUAUUUGGCCAGAUACCUAUCCUGUUGAGGAGAGUGUUCGGCAUAUGAGGGUUCAGUCUGAUCAAAACCUUCAAGCUGUUCCAGAAGGUGUUGCUCAAAGGUUGCACUCUUUGUUCUUGGAUGUUAAUGUUUUGCACAUGCCUAGGAAGUUCAGAAGUUUGCAAUCUUUAAAGCUAGCAGCUGCCGAUGCAAAUGAUUUGGAAUCUGCUCUUGGAAGAUUGAAAUAUUACAUGAAAUACCUUGACAUAUCAGGAAGUGCAAUUGAAGGACUACCAAAAUCUGUCACCAAGCUCUACAAUUUGCAGACUUUAAGAUUCAGAGACUGCAAUUCAUUGGAGACGCUCCCAAGUGGUAUUGAAAAUCUAGUCGGCUUGAGGCAUAUUUAUUUUGAUGAUGAAAGGCAUGUGCCAAGUAGCAUUGGGAAAUUAACUUCUCUUCAGACUUUACCGCUAUUUGUUGUGGGCACAGAAAAGGGUCGGAGAAUUGAAGAGCUUGAAAAUUUGAAGGAACUCAGAAGAAAACUGAAAAUUUGCAAGCUUGAGCUAGUAUCUCAAUCAGAAGCUAGUAAAGCAAAACUUAAAGAUAAAGGAAAAUUGAUCAAGUUGCAAUUUGUAUGGAGUAAAAACAGAGCCAACAGUGAUGAAGAUAUGGGUGUUCUGGAAGGUCUUCAACCUCCCUCAACAUUGAAAAGCUUAACCAUUGAGAAUUAUAGGGGAGGCAGCUGCCCUUCGUGGAUGAUGAAUUUGGAACAGCUUGUGAAGUUGAAAUUGAUUGAUUGUGAUGAAUGUGGUGAUAUCUCAUGCCUUGAACUCUUACCUGAGCUUAAGGUUCUCAAUCUAGAGGCAAUGCCAAAUGUGAGGAGGAUAGGCAAAAUGUCUUAUCAUCAAAGUAGCAGCAUGGCAAGCAGCAGCCAAGGCAGAGGAGAUUCAAUUGCACCAUUUCCAGUUUUAAGAAAACUUACUUUAAGACGCAUGACAAAGCUGGAGAAAUGGACAGAAGCACAAGGCAUGGUCAUGUUUCCUUGCCUUGAGGAGUUGGAUAUUCAGAAUUGCCCUGAGCUCAAAACAUGGUGGGCAAGCAGCAGCCAAGGCAGAGGAGAUUCAAUUACACCAUUUCCAGUUUUGAGAAAACUUACUUUAAGCAACAUGACAAAGCUGGAGAAAUGGACAGAAGCACGAGGCAUGGUCGUGUUUCCUUGCCUUGAGGAGUUCGAUAUUCAGCAUUGCCCCGAGCUCAAAACAUGGUGGGCAAGUAACAGCCAAGGCAAAGGAGAUUCAAUUACACCAUUUCCAGUUUUGAGAAAACUUGCUUUAAGAUUCAUGACAAAACUGGAGAAAUGGACAGAAGCACAAGGCAUGGUCGUGUUUCCUUGCCUUGAGGAGUUGGAUAUUCGGUAUUGCCCCGAGCUCAAAACAUGGUGGGCAAGCAACAGCCAAAGCAGAGGAGAUUCAAUUACACCAUUUCCAGUUUUGAGAAAACUUACUUUAGGGUUCAUAACAAACCUGGAGAAAUGGACAGAAGCACAAGGCAUGGUCGUGUUUCCUUGCCUUGAGGAGUUGAAUGUUUGGGAUUGCCCCCAGCUCAAAACAUGGUGGGCAAGCAACAGCCAAGGCAGAGGAGAUUCAAUUACACCAUUUCCAGUUUUGAGAAAACUUGAGUUAACCUCCAUGAGAAACCUAGAGAAAUUGACAGAAGCACAAGGCAUGAUCGUGUUUCCUUGCCUUCAAGAGUUGCAUAUUGAGAAUUGCUUCAAACUUGAAACGUGGUGGGCAAGUAGCAGCAAAGGCAGAGGAGAUUCAAUUACACUAUUUCCAGUUUUGAGAAAACUUGAGUUAACCUCCAUGAGAAACCUAGAGAAAUUGACAGAAGCACAGGGCAUGGUCAUGUUUGCUAGCCUUGAGGAGUUGGAUAUUCAGCAUUGCUUCAAGCUCAAAACAUGGUGGGCAAGCAGCAGCCAAGGCAGAGGAGAUUCAAUUACACCAUUUCCAGUUUUGAGAAAACUUACUUUAAAGUCCAUGAAAAAUCUGGAGAAAUGGACAGAAGCACAAGGCAUGAUCGUGUUUCCUUGCCUUGAGGAGUUGGAUAUUCAGGAUUGCCCCGAGCUCAAAACAUGGUGGGCAAGCAGGAGCGAAGACAGAGGAGAUUCAAUUACACCAUUUCCAGUUUUGAGAAAACUUACUUUAAGCUCCAUGACAAAGCUGGAGAAAUGGACAGAAGCACAAGGCAUGGUCUUGUUUCCUUGCCUUGAGGAGUUGGAUAUUCAGAAUUGCCCCAAGCUCAAAACAUGGUGGGCAAGCUGCAGCCAAGGCAGAGGAGAUUCAAUUACACCAUUUCCAGUUUUGAGAAAACUUAGUUUAAGCUCCAUGACAAAGCUGGAGAAAUGGCCAGAAGCACAAGGCAUGGUCGUGUUUCCUUGCCUUGAGGAGUUGGAUAUUCAGAAUUGCCCCAAGCUCAAAACAUGGUGGGCAAGCAGCAGCCAAAGUAAAGCAGAAUCAAUCCUACCAUUUCCAGCUUUGAGAAAACUUAAUUUAAGCAACAUGACAAGGCUGGAGAAAUGGACAGAAGCACAAGGCAUGGUUGUGUUUCCUUGCCUUGAGGAGUUGCAUAUUUGGUAUUGCCCCAAGCUCAAAACAUGGUGGGAAGAUGGAUCUGCAUGUCCAAAUCUCUCUAUACUUGGCAUACAAUCAUGUCCGGAAUUGCAGGCUAUCCCAAUUGGGCUGUCGAACUUAACAUCUCUUGAUAUAAACAAUUGUCCCAAAUUAAUGGGGUAUGCUCAAGAAGGCAGCUACAAAUGGUCAUCCAUUUGCCAUGCUCAUAGGAUCAGAAUCAAUGGGCAGAUUGUGCGAUCCCAAAGAUCUUGAUUUUUCAAAGUGCCCUUUUCGAGACAACGCUGGAUAAGGAAGAUACAGAUUGAGGAUUGAAGAAAGGAAUAUAUGCCAUACGAACUUAAUUUUACACAGACAAAGAAGAAAAGAAAUCUCUUCCUAUCAACUUCUGCUUCUCAUUGGCCUUGGGAACUGUCAAAAUAUUCAAUUUUGAUGGAAUGGAAGGUUUGUUAGAAUUGGUUGAGAGACCUCUUUUCUCCAGGAGCUGAGAAGUGGGUUUUGCACUAAUUUGAUGCGUCUACUUUUGCCAGGCCAUGCACCCAAUGCCUCUACAACAAACUAACAAUCAAAGGUCUAGGUUCAUGAUUCUUAUGAUUGUUCCAAUCAGAGGAAAGAUGCGUGUGAGGAAGCAUUGGUGAAUGGUCCAAGAUUUUCCUGAAUCCAAGAACAAAUGGUCUUGAGAAGGUGCAUGUCGUCCCUAAUUGAAGUGUCAAGGCAUGAACUUACUGAUUAUGGAGAUCUCUUCUAGCAUCUGAUUGUAGAAGUAAAAUCAAAUAUAUAUUUAUAUAUAUCCAAGCAAAAUGUUCCCACCCUGCAAUUCUAUGAUUUUAUCAAAUGCCGCUUGGAGUUCAUAAAUAAAACUGGUCAUCUUGAUACCUCUCUAAACUACUUUAGCAAAAAGCAUCGAGUGAUAUUCAAGCCCUGGUAAUGCUAGAAUUCUUUUUGAAGAUUUUAUUAUUGUUGUAACCCUCUAGUUUUAUAUGGAGAAGAAACUUUGUAGGAAUGUUAUUUCCAAAGCCGGAGUUUCCAUCUGGAUUUCCACGUAAAAAGAUUUCAUUGUGUGGCCGAAGGCUGACGUUCAUAGGAGAUUCAGUGCGAUCUGGAAGUUU